Molecule: messenger RNA, 1170 nt
Organism: Neltuma alba
Lineage: Eukaryota; Viridiplantae; Streptophyta; Magnoliopsida; Fabales; Fabaceae
Product: DELLA protein GAIP-like
Exons: 1
Coding region: 1-1170 (389 amino acids)
Source: RefSeq, a predicted model, not a curated record
AUGGAGCCCGAUAUUCUUGAGCCCUCGUGGUCGUACAGUGAAGGUAUAACAAUAAGCUCAGCUUUUGAUCAAGAUGAGUCUUAUGACUUCAACGUGGACGCCCUUUUGUUCCCCACUUCAGAGGCUACGUCUUCUACAAUCUCGUACACUGAUCACGUCUAUCGCCCAAUUGAUGAAGAACACGACCUUCAACUCCCAUCACUGAUUGAAAAUUCCUCUUCGGAUCUUGAUGGUUUUGAUCCCACUUCGAGUUCUCAAAGUCUGGGUAUUAUUCGUGGAUACCCACAAGAAAGUGAGGGAAGCUUUCUAUCACAGAACUUGUGUUCUGAGGGAGAAGAUGCAUGGAGUCCAGCCCCAUCGAUGCAAUCAGACAUAUUUACAGUAGUACAACCACAACCAUCACUGAUCAUACCAGAAGAAGACAUGGAGAUGGAGAACCAAUUGAGUCUUCCCCAUCUUCUGGAAGCCACUGGAGAAGCCUUAGAGCAAGGACAGAAAACACUUGCGCAAGUGAUUCUGAGAUGCAUCAGCCACAAAGUAAGCCCUCUUGGUGAUCCUCUUGAACGUCUGGCAUUCAAUUGGUCCCAAAAUCAUGAUCCUACUGAGCAAGGGAGUUCCAUCAAACAGGAGGCCUGCAAGAUGUUCCACCACGUUUUCAAGGCUAUCUACCAAGGCCUCCCACAUGGCAAAAUUGCUCAUUUUGCAGCCAACUCAGCAAGCAUAGAAUUUAUACCAGAGGAUUCAGACAUCAUACAUGUAAUAGACUUCGAUAUGGGAGAAGGGGCUCAAUGGCCGCCACUGAUAGAGGCUAUUGCUCAUCAACAAAAGACAUUGAAACUAACGUCAAUCAAAUGGGAAGAAGAUGAUAGCUUUGAUACCAAUUUUAUUUCAACCCAAUGGAAAUUUGAAGAAAUCAGAAGGAAACUCUACGAGCAUGCCAAAUCAUGUGGUUUGAAUUUGAAGGUGGAGGAACAGAGUAUGGAGGAACUGGCGGCAGAGCUCAAAAAAUGGAACGAAAGGGGCGGGCAUGGAAAUGGAAAGAGAAAUUUCGUGGCCUUCAAUUGCAUGGUGGGUCUUCCACACAUGGGCAGGGUCAGAAGCAGGAGCCAUGUCUCGGAAUUUCUGCAAGUAGCCAAGGAUUUCAUCAAAAGUUCAACUUCAGGGAAUUAA